AUGAGUUUGCAGCUAGAAAAGAAGCUCUCUGAACUUACUCUCGAGCCAUCCGACUCUGACAUUGGCAUACAAGUCAGUCUACCUGACUUUAGCUCUUCUGAAAAGCCUUGUCAACGCUCAUCUCACGUCGAGAACGAGAAGGCCAAGGACAUGGAUGAGAUACCACCUACGUGCGACCCUAUCACCGGCACUUCAAAUACAUUCGGUGACAAUGACAUCUCUUCCAGAUUCGCUCGAGGAAUGACAUUAGAACAGACCAGAUCCACCUCGAAUUGUGGUAGUGGCGUGAACAAACCCAUUUUCAGUGGGACUCGAAGUCGUAGUGGUAUCUUCGAACCUUCAUCUCAUAAGAAGUAUCGAGCUUCAUCUCGCCUUUCUAACGGAUUUAGACCUAGGUACUUCACCGAGUCACAAGAUCUCUCAUUUUUGGUCGAGGGGAACGAUCAUGUUGGAGAUGUAUUUAAACCAGCCGAGAGAGCUAAGGAGGCCAUGAUGGAUUUAUGA
Molecule: messenger RNA, 504 nt
Organism: Kwoniella botswanensis
Lineage: Eukaryota; Fungi; Basidiomycota; Tremellomycetes; Tremellales; Cryptococcaceae
Exons: 1
Coding region: 1-504 (167 amino acids)
Source: RefSeq, a predicted model, not a curated record